Molecule: messenger RNA, 516 nt
Organism: Ostreobium quekettii
Lineage: Eukaryota; Viridiplantae; Chlorophyta; Ulvophyceae; Bryopsidales; Ostreobiaceae
Source: the annotation of a GenBank genome assembly
AUGGCCCUGCGGCACAUGUCCAUGUGCCCUGGCAUCGCCACCCUCACCCUCUCCGACUGCCGUCGCAUCGAGGACAGCGGCCUAGCCAGCCUGCGGGCCCUCAGGGGGCUCACCUCCCUGGACCUGUCCUGCUGCACCAGCAUCACUGACGUUGGGCUGGAGCACCUCGGCAAGCUUGUGUCCCUCAAGACGCUCAAGCUACUGUGCUGCAGCAACAUUACGGAUGCGGGCCUGAAGGACCUUGGCCGCCUGACGCGGAUCACGGAGCUGGACCUCACCCUGUGCAAGAACAUCACCAACGCCGGGCUGUGGAACCUGGGCAACAUGACGCGGAUGCGCAAGCUUGACCUGUGCUGGUGCGGCCACAUAUCGGACAUGGGCCUCAAGGUGCUGGUGAAGCUGGCGCGGCUGAAGGUGCUUGACUUGUCGUGGGCGCCCAGCCAGGGGGCCCAGGCGCUCCAGGCGCUGGUGGACGAGGACGGGGACGUCACCAUUGUCAAGAGGCCAGUGGCGUGA